This is a messenger RNA of Erinaceus europaeus (western European hedgehog), 3871 nucleotides long. RefSeq names its product scavenger receptor class A member 5 (gene SCARA5). Bases 305 to 1792 code for a protein of 495 amino acids. NCBI's taxonomy places the organism in Eukaryota, Metazoa, Chordata, Mammalia, Eulipotyphla, Erinaceidae. Gene Ontology annotation, biological process: iron ion transmembrane transport. Gene Ontology annotation, molecular function: ferritin receptor activity. Gene Ontology annotation, cellular component: plasma membrane. The record is from RefSeq and is a predicted model, not a curated record. The transcript has 9 exons.
AGUUCACAUCUCAGUCCCCACCUAGCAGAGCUGCUCUGCCUACAUCUCAGAGUGUAGCUGACAGAGGCAAUAGGACGGAAUCCCAGGCCAGAGGCCCCCAGUGGGACCAAAAGUUGCAUCUGUUCUUCUGACCUGAUCUUGCUGAAGAAGCAACUCUGCCCCUGCAACCUCUUUCUAUGACUCCAUCUGGCUCUGGCUGGCUGGGGGGACAAACUCUGAGGGGCUUCUGGGGUCUCAGUGCAGUGGUAGCAGCCAUCAUGGACAGUGGCAGGAAUUGAGACCUCACUGGAGCAUACAGAACAGAAUGGAAAACAAAGCCAUGUAUCUGCACACAGUGAGUGACCGUGACACUAGUUCCCUCUUUGAGGAACCCUUCGAUGGCAGGAGCCUGUCCAAGCUGAACUUGUGUGAUGAUGGACCAUGCCACAAACGACGGGCAGGUGGCUGCUGUACCCAGCUGGGUUCCCUGUCAGCCCUGAAGCAUGCUGUUCUUGGGCUUUACCUACUGGUCUUCUUGAUUCUUGUGGGCAUUUUCAUCUUAGCAGUGUCCAGGCCCCGUAGUUCCCCAGACGACCUAAAGGCACUGACUCGCCAUGUAAACCGGCUGAAUGAGAGUUUCCGGGACUUGCAGCUGCGGCUACUACAAGCGCCACUACAGGCAGACUUGACUGAGCAGGUGUGGAAGGCGCAGGAUGCACUACAGAACCAGUCGGACUCGCUGCUGGCGCUGGCAGGUGCGGUGCAGCGGCUGGAAGGGGCACUGUGGGGGCUGCAGGCGCAGGCAGCGCAGACUGAGCAGGCAGUGGCCUUGCUGCGUGACCGCACAAGCCAGCAGGGCGACGCGGCACAGCUGGAGCUAUACCAGCUGCAGGUGGAGAGCAACCACAGCCAGCUGCUGUUGCAGCACCACGCCAGCCUGUUGGACGGGCUGGCGCGCCGGGUGGGCAUCCUGGGCGAGGAGCUGGCCGACAUGGGCGGAGCGCUGCGAGGCCUCAACCACAGUCUGGUCUAUGACGUGGCGCUGCAGGGCACCCGGCUGCAUGACCUGCAGGUGCUGGUGAGCAACGCUAGCGAGGAUGCGCGGAAGCUGCGCCUGGUGCACUUGGGUAUGGAGCGCCAGCUCAAGCAGGAGUUGGCCCUGCUUAAUACGGUCACCGAGGACCUGCGCCUCAAGGACUGGGAGCACUCCAUCGCGCUGAGGAACCUCUCCCUCGCCAAAGGACCACCAGGCCCCAAAGGUGAUCAAGGUGAAGAAGGGAAGGAAGGAGAACCCGGAAUCCCUGGAUUACCUGGACUUCAAGGUCUUCCAGGAGAGAGAGGAACCCCAGGACUGCCUGGCCCCAAGGGUGAUGAUGGAAAGCUGGGGGCCAUUGGACCAAUGGGCUUGAGAGGGUUCAAAGGGGACCGAGGCCUAAAAGGUGAAAAAGGAGAGAGAGGAGAACGAGUUGGAGAUACCACAGGUAGCGUGGAGGCAGUGAUGAUCCGGCUAGUGAACGGCUCGGGUCCGCAUGAGGGUCGUGUGGAGGUAUUCCACGACCGACGCUGGGGAACCGUGUGCGAUGAUGGCUGGGACAAGAAGGAUGGGGACGUGGCGUGCCGCAUGCUGGGCUUCCGAGGUGCACAGGAGGUGUACCGGACUGCUCGAUUUGGACAAGGCACAGGGAGGAUCUGGAUGGACGAUGUCGCCUGCAAGGGCUCAGAGGACACCAUCUUCCACUGCAGCUUCUCCAAGUGGGGGGUGACAAACUGUGGACACGCUGAGGAUGCAGGGGUGACGUGCAGCAGACACUGAAAGCAGCCACAGCCUAUUUUCUUGGCGGGGGGGGGGGGGGCAUUGCUUGGAGUCUCCCCUGAUCUCCACACUGCUCUACUACCUAGUCCAGCACCCUCUCCUUUUCAUAUCUCCAUUCUGAGACCAUGGUGGCCUGCUGUUAUUCUCCCCUGGGACAUCUCCCAAGUGCAACUCUGGCAUCCACAUCUGUUUCUUCCUCUUUCCAGAGUUCCUGUGUGUGGGACCCUAGUCUCUGGAUCUCUAAUUGCUCAGUCUUCCAGAGGCCAGGCAAGGGGCUUCCCUGGCCAUAUUCCCUUUGGUGCCAGAUGAAUGCUGAGACCAUACCAGUGACAAGGCAGCAGCAAAGAUAGAGAGAGGGGCAAUAGACCAUUUAUUCUGUAGCUCAUUCCCAAACUCUAUGACAAGACCCUAGACAUCUCCUCUCUGGCAAGAGACAAAGCUGAGUCAUUUUGUUUUCCCUCUUGGCUUUGCUCAGCACACUCUUUAUUAGUUUGGGGGAACUAACCAAGAGGAGAGACCAGCUGUAGGAGCAAGAGAAUGACACAAGUCUCGUGCAGGAAUCCAUCUGGAUUUGAAAUGAGCGUUCACAGAGCAACAACCAUGUGUGUUACUUUCUUUCUUGGGUGCUAAACUCAUCUGUCCACUUUGCACCAUUUCUGCUGCUAUCCUGAGUGAGUUGUGACAUCCAGGGGGCAUUGAUCCAUUCACCUGGCCCACAAGUCUAAAGAUUGAGAAAGGCUGGCCAAUGUUUCUACUUGAACCUUAGACUUCAAAAGCAUCUUGGGCUUGAGACAUGUGACUAAAUGUUGACAUAUUCCUGAAACUAUAGAUGUGAGUUCAAGAUAAGACAUGACCAGCUCCCAGGUCAACUAUUGGCUUAAGAGAAAAGCUGAUUUGGGGCAGGGGUAGAUAGCAUAAUGCUUACGCAAAAAGACUCUCAUGCCUGAGGCUCCAAAGUCCCAGGUUCAAUCCCCUGCACCACCGUAAGCCAGAGUUGAGCAGUACUCUGGAAGAGACAGACAGACAGACAGACACAGAGAGAGAAGCUGAUUUGGUGGGCCACUAGGGCCUAUUUGGGCAAGACUGAGACCCUGAGACUGACGCUCAGUGUCUGGCAUCAAGGUUAAAGCCAUAUUGGCUGGGCCUGAGAGCUGUUUGGAAGUGUUGGCAAUGAAUAUUCUAGGUCUCCUUGUCUGUAAUGGGGUUAGGAAAGUAUAUAUCUUGAUGGAUCCUACAGGAGUGACAUGAAAUGAGGAUUCCCUAUAAUUUCUGGAACAGAGGGGAGACAUGUGGUCUCGGUACCCUUCUCCUUGUAACAGGAAGAUCAUAUUCUUCUUUUGACAUGAGAAUGGGGUUAACAUGCACCUGUACAUGUUCUAGGACUUAGGGAGCUACAUGGUGGUGAGUGAGAACAGGCCUACCACACUUGGAGGAGUCACAGCUCAGUCCAUGGAGACAUACACACUGCCAUGAUGGGUAACAUCAACUUGCCUGGGGAAGGUGAUACCUGGGACCUUCUGAGUGUCAGACCAGCAAAGUUCCUGGGUGACAAAGUAUAUGUUAUUGGUUGUUCUCUACUUAUAAUAUGCUUUUACUAUUCACUAAUGUCAUCAUCAGAGACUCUCCUCCUGACCAACUGCUAUGUUUACAUAAUACACGUGUACCCAUGCAUCUCUUUCUGGGACCAAUAUAUGUAUACGUAUAUAAAUACAGCACUCUUUACUGCAUAGCUCAGCACCCUGCAACAUUUGUAUUAAUAAAAGAAAAUACUAAAGAUGGAAAGAUCAUUCCCAAUGGGUUCUGGCAAAGAAUCUAAUUACCCAACAAUGAAGACCCAUAUGAAUUUCUAUCUUGGCCUUUUUAUUUUUAUUUUUUUUUGGGGGGGGUUGUCUUGUUGUGUAUGCAAUAAAAACAUCAGUGAUAACUGUUUGAACUUUAAAGUAAAAGUUUACAUAUCUAUUUAAGAGGACAUGGGGACAACCAUGGGCCUGCAUUUCAGGGACUAAAGGAAAUUAGGCCUGGCCUAAAGUAUAUCCGACCUUUUGUAAGAGUUUCAAUAAAGUUAAAAAAAAAAAAAAA